GAAAACAAGAUCAUUUGGCAACCAAAUUUAAAUAAUUAUGAGGUGGUUCACUCGUCGGGCAACUCAAAAUGAAGAUCUUCGACGCACGGGAUGAGUAUACAAAGACUAAGGAGUUAAGGUUGGAAGAUGUAAGAGCUCUGCAGGAGUGGGUUGAAAAGCAACCGCACAUGCCAUCAAUUUCAGAGAGCCUACUGAUCGCUUUCUUCCAAAGUUGCUAUUGGAGCAUGGAACAGACCAAAGCCGCCAUUGAGAAGUUCGUGACGUGGAGAGCCGCCUGGCCCGAUUUCUAUGCGAACCUGGAUCCUUGUCUUCCUAAUCUACAAUCCACGAUUGAUCAACAACUAGUAACUAUUUCGCCAAUGGCGUCUAAGAAGGGUUGCAGGCUUUUCUACUAUAAACCAGUGAUUCCAGACUCUGAUAGAUUCAUUGUAACGGAACUGGUAAAACUGACGGACAUGGUUCUUGUAAAGGAUGUAAUGGAAAAUGGUCCAUAUGGCGGUUUGAUAAUGGUUUGCGAUUUAACCGAUUAUAAUGUAGGGCAUAUGAAGAAACCGCGGGUUACGGAGUCGAGGCGGUUCAUGAAAUAUCUGCAGGAUGCCAUACCCGUUAGACUUAAAGCUAUGCACUAUGCCAUAUCAGGAAAUUUCCUCGAGGUAUUAAUUCCUUUGGCAAAACCGUUUAUGGACAGAACAUUCUUAGGGAAGUUACACUUUCACGACUGUUACGAGGCAUUAUUCAGGCGUAUCCCUCAGGACGAGUUUCCCAAGGAAAUCGGUGGGAAGCAACCCAGUCAUAAGGAAUUGCACGACAACAUGAAGAGAUCUCUGGUUGAGAACGUGGACUUCAAAAUGGGCGCUGCUGGUCCGGAUCGAGGAAGAUAUCAGCGAGAGCAUACAUGUAGUGUAUGGGCUCUUUCGCCAAAGAAUACCCGACAAAACACACUGCGGAAGCCACCACCCGCAAACUCAGGUGCACUAAUUGCAUAAAUCCCGGACACUCGCAGGGAGAAUGUCGGAAAAAGUUUACGAGACUACUACUACCACUACUCCCCACUAAAGUGCUUCGAGUGUGGCAAUUCCGGCCCGGCGUGGUACGACGCCAGUGCCCCAGUUGCUGUGAUAACGCGAGGACCGCAGGAGUGGACUGCUUCCUUCACGGACCAAGACAAUCGCCGGUCGCCCACAAGCCGUCCUAAUCGUAAACGUUCCGGUGACUUUAAGAGGAUGGGCCAAUCGAACGGAAUUCUUGAUACUCCACGGUGCCGAGAAUCGUACCCUCGUUGGACUAGACUUCAACGAGGACGCGGAAAUUACAAUAAACCUCGCGGAACGGUAGUGCACCCUUAACCAAGACGCCCGCCGAUUUUCUUUUUUUUGCCCGAAGCUGUGGAAGCGAUCUUCGCAGUGAGGAACCGUUGCGUCACCAAAACUUUUCCGCACGCCCCGAGCCCCCGAGUCCUCGCCAGCGUAACCUGGCCCACGAACAUCUCCUCCGAGUUAUUCAACAUCGUUGCGGACGCCCUGCCCGAGGCUCCUGUGGUACCCUUACCGGCUUUAUCCUCGCUAUCAAUUUUCCCUCACCCCCCCCCCCCAGACACAAGAGGAUUCGCCAGGACCUCGCCCUCUUCAUGGUGGAAGCCGAGGUAAUAACUAUACGACCAAGCGAAUGCGCUACCAGGUCACCUACCGAAAGAGAGGACCUCAACUCCUUGCUACAGACAGACAAACGUGGAAACGUUCACUCCAGGGGCAUAAUCACCCCCCCCCCCUCCGGUCCCUGCGCCGCGGUAUUGUUCAAUUCCAGGCGUCCUGCAAGCCGUAAUCGACAGCAUGCGAGGAGUGCGAUACAAGAACCGGGCGGAUCCACCAGAGUGCAUGUGCAUCGGCUACCGGCAGCUGAACUCCAUCACGACGAUCGACCUACAGGCCGGUUACUGGCAGAUCGCCAGUUUUUCUGAUCCACAGGAAUAUCUACUUCUACAUGAGAUACAAAAAGCUGAUCGCAAUAAUGGCCUACAUGUCGAUUGCGGCGUACGACUAUCUCCGAUAGCCCAGUGGAAGACGGAGACUAUGGGAUAACAAAGAACGCCAGGAAGCGAUUGCGCGAUUUAAUAGAAAUACAUAAAACUACUAUGUGUGUAUGCUACCAUUUUGAGAUUUCAAAAUUUAAAAUGCAUGCUACUCAACAUUAAAUUUUCUAAACGAUCCCUG
Molecule: messenger RNA, 2210 nt
Organism: Photinus pyralis (common eastern firefly)
Lineage: Eukaryota; Metazoa; Arthropoda; Insecta; Coleoptera; Lampyridae
Product: alpha-tocopherol transfer protein-like
Exons: 6
Coding region: 69-986 (305 amino acids)
Cellular component (GO): membrane
Molecular function (GO): phosphatidylinositol bisphosphate binding
Source: RefSeq, a predicted model, not a curated record